GGUUAUCACUUUCAAAUUCAAAAGUUGUGCACAUAUUAUAAUGUAUAUAUGUACAUGUGUAUUUAUACACAUAGGUAUUAGAGCUAGACUUGCGAAAAGCCACAGAAUCCUAUACGUAUGUACUAUAUUAUUCUUAUAAGAAAUAAGUUUACACGCAUAAAAUUUUAUUUGUAGAAUUUUAUACAGAACGCUUUUACAUUUUUGCUUAGGCAAAUAAUAUAAUAUUUUGUUUAAAUGGUUGGGAACCGAUUACGCCAAGUUAAAAUUUUUUUGCAUAUACUCUCAUAUCUUCGAAACUAUUUACCGGGUCAUCUUCAAAUUUUCGGAGAAUAUUCUCAAAUAUAUGUAUAUAUAUUCGUUAGAAAAAAAAAUCAACUUUUUGAAAUUCAAUGAAAUGGACAUAACGCCUUAAGAGAAAUUAACUUGAAAUCCGGCCUUCUGUGACGGCUUUUUUCGUACCACUCGCAUUUUGCUCUAAAUGUUUAUAUUUGACGACAGCAAUUUUUAGGAUCUUGUACGAUUAUACGACCAAAACCGCAGACCAGAUAUAAAACCAGAAGCUUGGCCAAAAAUCUACGACGAGACUAUUAUGAUUCAUAUAAGUAAUUUCUUGGACUUAGAAGCAUCCUGUUCCGAUUACUCAAAAUAUUACGAGUCGAUUGUCAAAGUGUAGCUUUAACUCGAACGCUAUCAAUGUGAACAGAUCUUUUCAAAAUAAACCAUUUGCUUGUCGAGAGACUUUUCAGCCCGAGCUAUUUGUAUCACAAUAGCCAUAUUUCAUAAGAAACUGACGUUUUCCACCUUAAAUUUGAGGGAUUUGGAUCGAAAAACCCCUCUCGAAUUCAGCAACCCAAAAGUAAAGCCUUUGAUGAUAAGUGUGUUAUCAACACCGUAAAGCACGGUGGACGGUCGGUUAUGGUUUCGGACUGUAUGGCAGCAUCUGAUGUUGGGAAUUUAGUUUUCAUUGAGUCCGCAAUGAACAAAUUGGAUUAUUUAAGUAUUUUGAAAAAUAACGUUGCUCCAAGCAUAGAAAAAUUAGGACUAUCAGUUAAUUGGAUCCUUCAACAGGGAAUAACGUCUUAAGACUAUAUACAUACAUAUGUAUGUAGAUUAUGGCAGCUCAUACAAUGGUUGCUUAUGGUGAAGUCCAGUCCCGAAAUGGAUCAUACUGCGAUAUAUACUAUUGAAAUUUGGAAAUCGAGUAGAGAUUACCGGCAUUCACUAUUUCGAGAUGAAUAACAUUCCACACUACUACAGGUUUGUUUACAAAGAGAAACCACGAGCACUAGGCCAGCACCAAAUUCACAUAAUAACGACUUAAACGAAGCGCUGAAACUCACCUCCGCCAACUUUUAACUUUUAUAUACUCAUAUGUAUGCACAUACGUAGUUAUUGCUGAAGACUUGGCUUAGCAAAGCGAAGUUUUAUCUAAUUUAAAGAGAAUUCAAAGCACGCAAUUUUGCACGAAGCAGACAAGUGGACGAUGCAUAUGGCAGAUUUAGAGAUCAGAAUAAUGGUACAUUAUAUAAAGAACAAAUAUUUUUAGAACGGUUUCAAAGACAUAACAGCGCUAGACUAUACGACAUCCGAGCUUUGGAUGGAAGUAGUUUAACGGAAAAAAUCGUUAUUUUUAAAAUAAUUUUAUAUACUCGGCGCGACAGAAAAGGGUUGUAUUUGUUUUAUGUGUAUUUGAAUUGUUUAUGAGAGCACAAUUUGUGAGGAACGUUUUAUUAAAAUGUCACCGAAAUCCAUAUACUAUGGACUUUUGUUAAUUUUUGUGUUCAUUUUAGCGGUGAAUGCCGCUUGUGUUUGCCAUGAGAAAGGCGUCGAUUACUGUGCCAAGUGCAAGGAACCCACAUUCGUGCGGCCUAAGCCACGUCAUGGCUGUCUCAAUUCAGAGGUGGAGCUCACACCCAUCGGCGACACCUGUUCCUGCGACAAGCUAUUCGUUGAACCGGCUGCAUUGCCCAAGCCAUGUAGCAAUAAAAAGCCACCACCGAAAAAUUCAGUUUGUAAGUGCUCAGCACCGUCGUCACCUUCAAGUUAUUAUCCACCAACACCAACAGUUUAUAAAACGCCACUAACAGGUGACUACUAUAAGCCAGCACCUCUGCCACCAACACCACCAAAACCGUACAAGUCGUCAUCAUGUGGUUGCUCGUCAGCGUCGACAAUUCCUGUGUAUCAUUUACCUGAGGCAACUUAUGCGCAACCAAAGGAUAGCAUUGUACCUGCCGAUCCGAUAAGCAUAAGUCUGGCUUUGCAAGCUAAUAAAGCGAUAGCGGUGCCAGAAGCCAAGCUUGCCUAUGGUUUUGCAAAGGAGCCGAUAGAUAGCAUGAAAAAGAUUACUUUCUCCAAUGUACCAGAGGAAAAUCUCUUUAAACUGAAGAAUAAUGUGAUUACGUUUAAAAAACCUAAGCUUACACCAGCUCCGCUGCCUGAGGAGGAUGAAGUUGACGAGGAAGAAUUGGUAGAAACGGGAGAUACGCUUGAACAACUUACGUACCAGCAAUUGGGUUAUGUGCCCGAACAUUUUAAGAAUCCGAAAUUCCGUAAAAUCAGCACAGUUUAUAGUGAUGAUUAUUAUUCGCAUGAAGACGGUUAUCCGUUACCGUAUAAAGUGAAGGUGGAUUGUGGUUUUAAACCCGGACGCAUGGCGGCGUACACCAAACGAAAACCACAAAAUGAGCCGGCAGCAUAUUAUUAGUGGUUAUCAAAUUGCACACGCUACUUUAUUUUCUUCAAAUUCAUAGUACUUAGUUGCAUAUAUAUAUAAUAUUUCUUAAAAAACUAAGUUCGUUAACAUAUUUUUUUUAUAAAUAAAAUAUUAGUAAUAUA
Messenger RNA from Bactrocera oleae (olive fruit fly), 2838 nucleotides. Lineage: Eukaryota; Metazoa; Arthropoda; Insecta; Diptera; Tephritidae. The record is from RefSeq and is a predicted model, not a curated record.